This is a messenger RNA of Symbiodinium natans, 321 nucleotides long. NCBI's taxonomy places the organism in Eukaryota, Dinophyceae, Suessiales, Symbiodiniaceae. The record is from the annotation of a GenBank genome assembly.
AUGCCGCUGCCUGCUGAGGCUGAGGAGAAGCUCGGUUGGGAAAUGGCAUCGCAGCGGUUCUACGAUGCGGCCCAGGUGCACGUACUUUCAGGGAGGCUCUCCCGGCCAUCAGAGGCCCGAGGAGCAAAGCUGGCCUACGAACUGCACAGCCGCUUCCAGACGGAUACCCCGACCAUGUAUGCAGCGUUGAAGGCUGCCACCUUGAAGGAAUCUGGCUCAUGGGAUGCAGUGCUGGAGAACAGCCCGGGCAGUGACCUGCUUGCACGGCUGCGGCGCUUCACCACGCUGCAGCAGACUACGGACUUUGACGUGUUGCCGUGA